AGGAGGGUUUGUUGGGAGUGCAAGACAAUCAGUCUAGCCUGUUAAGUUGCCUCUUUGUUUUCUCCUCUUCUGCAACUUCAAAGCAGAACCAGCCCCCGCACUUUCUCUCCCUUCUUCGAGCACCUCAUUUGUUCAUUUCCAAUCCAAAUAAUGGGAGACAAAGGUACGCCCAAAUCUGGUGUUUGGCCCACCGUUAAGCCCUUCGUCAAUGGCGGAGCCUCUGGUAUGCUUGCUACCUGUGUCAUCCAACCGAUUGAUAUGAUCAAGGUGAGAAUUCAAUUGGGUCAGGGAUCAGCUGCCCAGGUCACCAGGACCAUGAUUAAAGAGGAAGGCUUUGGUGCUUUGUAUAAGGGACUCUCUGCUGGGCUACUAAGACAAGCUACAUAUACCACAGCUCGUCUUGGAUCAUUUAGGAUUCUGACAAACAAAGCAAUUGAGGCCAAUGAUGGGAAGCCUCUACCUCUAUACCAGAAAGCCUUGUGUGGGCUAACUGCUGGUGCCAUUGGAGCAUCUGUUGGAAGUCCAGCAGAUUUAGCACUCAUUCGUAUGCAAGCUGAUGCUACUUUGCCUGCUGCUCAGCGCCGUAACUACACAAAUGCUUUCCAUGCUCUAUAUCGUAUUACUGCAGAUGAAGGGGUUUUGGCACUUUGGAAAGGUGCAGGCCCUACUGUAGUUAGAGCAAUGGCGUUGAACAUGGGAAUGCUUGCCUCUUAUGAUCAAAGUGUUGAAUUUUUCAAGGAUUCCCUUGGAUUUGGUGAAGGUGCUACUGUCUUGGGUGCCAGUACCGUUUCAGGGUUUUUCGCUGCCGCUUGCAGUUUGCCCUUUGACUAUGUGAAAACCCAAAUUCAGAAAAUGCAGCCUGAUGCUGAGGGAAAGUAUCCAUACACUGGCUCUUUUGAUUGUGCCAUGAAAACCUUGAAAGCAGGAGGACCAUUGAAAUUUUACACUGGGUUUCCUGUAUUGUGUUAGAAUUGCCCCCCAUGUCAUGAUGACAUGGAUUUUCCUCAACCAGAUCCAGAAGUUGGAAAAGAACUUUGGGUUGUAGUUUUCUUCGUGGACGGAUAUUUCUGCUGGAGUUCAGUUCAAACUUCAAACAAUAAUUUUUCUAGUUGUGUUGUAGUCUUGUUCUGCGAAAACACGCCUACAAAGUCGAACUAAUUAUUGGGAAUUCUAAUAUCGGAGUUGGGAGUAGGAUUUACUGGAAUUUAUGAUAUUUGUACUAGUAAUUUUUCGGGUGUGACUGGAAUUGUAGGAGGAUUACACCCCGUCUUAUUGAUUCUGAAGUUGAGUACUUGAGAGGGAUCCUCUCGUUAGGAACAAUUGGACAAGAAAUGAAUGUCGAAGCGAAAUAAUGAGUUUUGUACACCACAUUAGAAAGCGGGGUUUGGCAUUUUGAAGCAUACUCUGCAAGUUUAUAGUUUGUGUUCCUUGUAGUGCAUGAUCAUGUUAAAUAAUUAUGUUUUUGAUUGAGGGCGUAAAUCCCCAGUGAA
Molecule: messenger RNA, 1490 nt
Organism: Malus domestica (apple)
Lineage: Eukaryota; Viridiplantae; Streptophyta; Magnoliopsida; Rosales; Rosaceae
Product: mitochondrial dicarboxylate/tricarboxylate transporter DTC
Molecular function (GO): transmembrane transporter activity
Source: RefSeq, a predicted model, not a curated record